AAUUUAGUGCUUGUGAAAAAAAAAGGGGAAAAAAAAGGGUUUUGUGCGUAUCGCGCGCACAGAUAAGUGCCGCUUCAUCACCGAAUCAACUUAAAGCUUGGUGCAUGGCUUCGCGUCCGAGAGUGAUAUCGUUGUUUCACUGCUGCGGCGGAUAUCAGAGGAAGAUAGUGCGACGGAUCGCGCGGCUGGAUCGCCGAUGAGCCGUCGAGUGUGAUAGAAAAAGUGGUGCCUAUCGUCGAGUAAUACGACCGACGGCGCGAGAGGAUCGACCGCGAAAGAUGCUGACGUCCAGCGCGAAUCAGUAUCUCCGUCCUGAUCAUUACCUCACGCCGCUACCUACUACGCUGGAUGCGAAGAAAAGUCCACUCGCACUGCUCGCACAGACCUGCAGUCAGAUAGGAGCGGAUCCACCGUCCAACAAAUCAUUACUAAGUUCCUUGGACAAGACGUCGAGUAGCAGAUCAUCCAAAACGGAACAGUCUCGCGAGAAAUCCUCACCGACGAUAACAGUGUCAGCCACGGUGCCGACGUCGGCGAGCGAGUCCACGAAGACUAGUUUCAAGCCGUACGAAUCCUGCCUGGGACGUGAGAAAACGUGCACGCCGGACGAGUCGCGGUCGACGUCGAGCCACUCGACGUCCGGCCGAUCGAGGACACCCGGUAACGGCGGCAAACGAUGCCCGAGCAAUCAGAGUGCCGCGUCGACGCGCGCGGUCACGCCGCAAGGUAGGAAAACAGCAACGCCGAACGGCGAGGUCACGCGAGACUCGCCGGCUUCGAGAAGCUCGGCGCCUUCGGCGGACGCUUCGACGAGUCAGCCAACCGUGAGUAGUCCCUCGUUACAAGUGAAACCCGCCUACAGUCCCGUCAGCGUGCUCGCUAUGGCCGAUCCAUCAAUCAAGGAUCUCCCAUUGGGCACGUUUAAGCCUGGCGUCGGUCUACCAGUCUCCACCGCCGCCUACUUGGGCUACAGCCCCGGUCAGCUGCCCAUCGACGUGAUGGCCAAUUCGCUCAUGUCCCAUCACGCCGCCCUGAAGAACGGCAUCAACCCCUAUCUUUACGCGCGAUUGAAAAGCACCAGUGGACCCGCGGACAAUCUGAUGCCGAUAUGCCGUGAUCCCUUCUGCACCGGCUGCCAGCUCAACUCGCACCUACUGUCGAGCCCCGCGACGGCCGCGGCGGCGGUCGCCAGCAUCGCCAAUGGCAAGUUGCCGUCGGGUGCGAGCGCGACGCCGGGCUCCUGUCCGGCUGGGUGCGCUCAGUGUGAUCACAAACCCGGCAGCGUUUCGCCCUACGGCUCCUUGGUUUACGCGCACGCGCAACUCGCGGCAUUGGCCGGCACGCAGCUGCCCUACGUGUGCAACUGGAUCGCGGGUGACACCGCGUACUGCGGCAAGAGAUUCGGCACGUCCGAAGAGCUGCUGCAACAUCUCAGAAGUCAUACGAACGUAUCGGCGAGCGGCGCGACCGAUCCGGCGAGCGCGGCUGCCGCGCUCUCCCUACUGCCUGGGCCACCCCCGGCGCUCCACCCGGCGACUCAUCCUCUGUUCGCGAGGUCUUACCCUACGCCGCCUUUGAGUCCACUCGCCACCGCGCGCUAUCAUCCCUACGGGAAACCCUCGCCGCUCUUGGCGCCGUCUCUGUCGACGCUCGGACUGCCGCUUCCACCGCCGCCACCCCCGCCACCCCAUCCACACGCGACUGCCGGACUGGCGUAUUUCUCACCGUAUUCUAUCUACGGAUCUCGUCUAGGUGCCACCUCCGGGAUGCACCAGUGAGUUCUCGGCGAUGAGCGUUCUCGCGAGCGAAACGCUUCCGAGAUAAGUCGACCGGCGACCUGUGAUUCUGCUACUACGGAUUUGAGUACGUGAACGAAGAGCAUCGGUUUUCUACUGAAGCGGUGCUUUUGUCACGGAAUCUCUCGUGAAGGAAUUUGGAGUCGUAAAACGGAUAUCGAAGCGGUAGGAAUGUUUUUUUUUUCUCGAUUACUGUACACUUGGGGAAAAACUUAGUGUUAGCA
Molecule: messenger RNA, 2020 nt
Organism: Trachymyrmex septentrionalis
Lineage: Eukaryota; Metazoa; Arthropoda; Insecta; Hymenoptera; Formicidae
Product: zinc finger protein Elbow
Exons: 2
Coding region: 279-1778 (499 amino acids)
Biological process (GO): negative regulation of DNA-templated transcription
Cellular component (GO): nucleus
Source: RefSeq, a predicted model, not a curated record